Molecule: messenger RNA, 1100 nt
Organism: Theobroma cacao (cacao)
Lineage: Eukaryota; Viridiplantae; Streptophyta; Magnoliopsida; Malvales; Malvaceae
Product: CAP (Cysteine-rich secretory proteins, Antigen 5, and Pathogenesis-related 1 protein) superfamily protein
Cellular component (GO): extracellular region
Source: RefSeq, a predicted model, not a curated record
CCCAUCUUCGAGUGCCUAUAAAAAUUAGGAAGGGAUCCUCCAAAAUCAGAGCCAACACACAAUCCCGACCUAAGACUUUUAACCGUCUCUCCUGUUUUGCCGCUCUUUACCAAGUGAAAUGAAGCCCCAUUUCCUCCUUUUCUUCGUUCUAUCAUACACUCUCGCUGUAGGUAACUUUUUGGCAACUUCCCAAUCAGUUCCAUCUCCUGGAGCUCAUGGCACAAUACCCGACAAUGAAACAAUAUACAAAGUUUCCAAGCAACUCUGUUGGGGUUGUGUUGGCGAGUCACUAGAGUUUUUGUUCACACACAAUUUGGUUAGGGCAGCAAAAUGGGAGCUACCCUUGUUUUGGGAUUUCCAGCUUGAGAAAUAUGCUCGGUGGUGGGCAAGCCAAAGAAAAGCAGACUGCAAGCUUCAGCACUCUUUUCCAGAGGGUGAUUUCAAGCUUGGGGAGAACAUAUAUUGGGGCAGUGGCUCAACGUGGAGGCCGAGUGAUGCUGUGAGUGCAUGGUCUGAGGAAGAAAAAUAUUAUAACUAUGCAAGCAACUCGUGCCAGGGGGGACAGAUGUGCGGGCACUACACGCAAAUUGUUUGGAAGAAUACCAGAAGACUUGGCUGCGCUCGAGUCGUAUGUGAGGAUGGAGAUGUUUUCAUGACAUGCAAUUACGAUCCGCCGGGUAACUAUAUUGGCGAAAGGCCAUAUUGAUGCUGGAGUUUGAAUAUUCUUACUAGUAGUAAACUUCUUCCAAGGGGUACCUUAACUACUCCUGUUCAACUUCAGUACUAUUUUCGAAAAAACUUCUGAUGCUAGCUGGCUCACUUCAAUGCAACUAUUACAUUGAAGGCAAGAAAUUUUUCCAAAAAUAGUGAACUGAACAAGUAUUUUAAGGUAUCCACUGCAAACAUAUAUAUAUACUUUGUACUUGUAUGGAAUUGAGUGUGGAAAUAGCUAGAUCUUAUAGUGUUCGGGUGUAAAUCAAAUGGAACCUGGAAUAGGGGGCUGAAUUCUGAAUAUGUCCUGCGUAUUGUUCUCAGUAUUUGUAGUAGUAUCUGAAAUCCUGCAUGUUCUGCUGGAAUUCGGCAGAAAGCAAUUUGUGCAA